Ipomoea triloba (trilobed morning glory) is the source of this 615-nucleotide messenger RNA. Its product is annotated as putative F-box protein At3g16210. NCBI's taxonomy places the organism in Eukaryota, Viridiplantae, Streptophyta, Magnoliopsida, Solanales, Convolvulaceae. The transcript has a single exon. Gene Ontology annotation, molecular function: protein binding. The record is from RefSeq and is a predicted model, not a curated record. The coding region runs from base 1 to 615 and encodes 204 amino acids.
AUGGCAAGUGAAGAGCAGAAGAUGGAUGAGUUAGCUAACAAAGUAGAAAACAAUGUUCAUCUCCAAGAAUCCCCAGAUCUCCCACAAGAAAUCAUCCUUGAUAUUCUCCUGAGGUUGUCGGUCAAGUCACUCCUACGAUUCAGGUGCGUUUCCAAAUGCUGGCUUUCUUUGAUCUACAGUCCUCAAUUCAUCAAAACCCAUCUCGAGUUUUCAAAGAAAUUUGGGCCCAAACGGCUUGCUCUCAUGGCCACCCGGUUUGGUCAACCCGAGAUCUCUUCUACUUACUCCAUAGUUUGUGAAAAUUCUUGUAUUGUCAGAGUAGUUGAGCUCAACCACUUUCAGAAAACUGCUGAUAUACCUUUGCUCUGCAUUCUGGGUUCCUGCAACGGAUUGCUGUGUCUGUUGACCUCGUAUAAACUCUUGAUCUGGAACCCGUCCACGAGACAAACAAGCAUAAUAGAUGACCCGGUUUAUGAAUUUAAAGAUGUUGGGUAUGUAAGAUAUGGAUUUGGGUACGAUGAGUCCCAUGACGAUUAUAAACUGGUGAAGAUAUUCGGUUCCCCGCCUCCUAUUGAUGAUCCCGACGGCAUGUUUGAAAACACCAUUAUGGUUUGA